This is a messenger RNA of Ilex paraguariensis (yerba mate), 275 nucleotides long. NCBI's taxonomy places the organism in Eukaryota, Viridiplantae, Streptophyta, Magnoliopsida, Aquifoliales, Aquifoliaceae. The record is from the annotation of a GenBank genome assembly.
GGAAGAGACACUUGAUCAAAAUUAGGGCACUUUCAAAACUUGGUACUACUACUACUGAUUGUUCAAAGCUGAAGGAAUUGUAUGGUAGCAUGAAAUUUUCAUACUUCAGUAGUGAGGUAGAAGAUGAUGAUGGGGCUAUGGCUUCUUCAAAGAUGGUCAAAGAUAACGGUGUACAGAGAAUCAAUGCACCAGAUCUGGAAAGGAGUAAUUUUGCGCUGGAGGGAAGAAAUAACAUACCGGAAAUUAGGAAUUACAGUAAUGAUAGGGGGCGGUAA